Apus apus (common swift) is the source of this 786-nucleotide messenger RNA. It is a transcript of the gene CST3, whose product is annotated as cystatin C. Gene Ontology annotation, molecular function: cysteine-type endopeptidase inhibitor activity. The transcript is spliced from 3 exons. The record is from RefSeq and is a predicted model, not a curated record. The coding region runs from base 24 to 449 and encodes 141 amino acids. Lineage: Eukaryota; Metazoa; Chordata; Aves; Apodiformes; Apodidae.
CGGGGAGGGCGCAGGGCGCAGGCAUGGCGGGGAGCGGGCUGUGCGUGGCGGUGCUGGCCGCGGCGCUGGCGCUGGCGGGGGCCGUGCGGGGCGGCGAGGAGCGCUCGCGGCUGCUGGGGGCGGCGGUGGCCAUCGAGAACCCCGAGAACGACGAGGGGCUGCAGCGGGCCCUGCAGUUCGCCAUGGCGGAGUACAACAAGGCCAGCAACGACAUGUACUCCAGCCGGGUGGUGCGGGUGAUCAGCGCCAAGAGGCAGCUGGUGUCUGGACUCAAGUAUACGAUUGAAGUUGAGAUCGGCCGGACAACUUGCCCCAAGCCAGCAACUGAUCUCCAGAGCUGUGCUUUCCAUGAUGAGCCACAGAUGGCUAAGCACACCACUUGUGAAUUUGUAGUGUACACUAUUCCUUGGCUGAACCAAAUUAAACUACUGACCAGUCGCUGCCAGUAAAUGUACCUUGGUUCCAGCAGAGACCAGCAAGCAGUUGCUCAGAUUUAAAAGGAAAAAAAAAAAAAGGCAAUAACACAAAUUGAGAUGGGCUUUAUCAAUGCCUGUUAACUCAGCUACUCAUGUAUGCUAGUGCUAUGCAAGUUAAACUAUGUAACUUUCUUUUAAAGUACAGUAUGAUCUCAACUUUUUCUUCUUUGUAAUUAGAUUUUAGAGCAGCUGUUCUGGUCUUCUUACAGCUUUCCCAAUAAAGUAACUCCAGCAUCAGAAUUCUGAUUAAAAAAAACGAGUUUGUAUCCCUGUUAAGUGACUACUGUAAACAUAAAAAAAUAAUUAAUAA